Molecule: messenger RNA, 1194 nt
Organism: Ogataea philodendri
Lineage: Eukaryota; Fungi; Ascomycota; Pichiomycetes; Pichiales; Pichiaceae
Exons: 1
Coding region: 1-1194 (397 amino acids)
Molecular function (GO): oxidoreductase activity
Source: RefSeq, a predicted model, not a curated record
AUGUCUCUGACCGGUAUAGACCCACAAGAAAUUUCUGGUAUUUACCAAAACAUAUCUGUGAAACUAGUUAAGAAACCAUUGGCAAAUAGCCGCCUCGUCCGAGGUAAAGAGUAUCCAAUAGCAUUUGAUUUACUGGUUGAAGGUGAUGGAGAGAAGUCUUUCGUGGCGAUUAAUGACUUCUUCAGUUAUUUGGGCGAGUCUGGAGAGCUUUUGAGGCUCGUCACCAACCAUGGGUUAGUUAUUAUUCAGGGACUUGCUUCGACAAACCCUGAAACGUACUCCCAGAUUGUGAAUCAUUUAUUUCAAGCACAGAAGUAUCAAGAAUUUGAUCAAGUCGGACUUUUAGCUACGAGGGAAAAGAUAAAGGAAUCUGUAAGCUCGGUUGGAAAUGACGACGCUCUUGGCAAAAAUGUUAACAAGCUGCACUCCCACCAAGAGUUCUCAAGAUAUCUGGAAUAUCCCCACAUACUUACGUUUUUUGCUCAACAAGCUUCAAAGUUAAGUGGCGGAGAAUCAACAACGACGCACGCAACUGAGCUAUUUGAUGCGGUGAACUCAAAAUAUCCUGAGUUUAUCAAAGACUUGUACGAAAAACAAGGGAAUCAUGUUUAUCAGAAAUUUAGCUACAGAAUCUCACCGGAUUCCAAAUUUCAAAUAUCUUGGACUGAUGAGGGAGCUUUUGGUAAAUAUAUUACCCAAGAUGAGAAAGACAAAGGUGAUCUAGAGUCUAUGAAGACAAAAGCUACUAAAAUUGCUCAUGAAAGAGUCAGCAAGGACAUCGAAUUUGAUGAGAAUAAUGACUUGAUUGUCCAUCAAAGAACUAGCAUUGUUAAUCUUCACCCGAUUACAGGACUGCCUCUCAUUUUUAGUAGCUUGCCAACUUAUUACUCUGGCUACUACAACUCAAAACAGAAAGGAGAUAACCCUAAGUUGCCACCACUCACAUACGGAAAUGGAGAACCAAUUCCCGAGAAGUAUUUGGAUUUCCUACUUGAGCAGUCGGUCAAACUUGAGUACACUCACAGAUUCAAAGAUGGGGACAUCUUAUUCUUGGAUAAUUUUGCUGUUUAUCAUGGUAGGAACCCUUACACUAUUGGUGAUAGGAAAAUCUUAGCUAGCUUUUGGGAGCAUGAAUCAUUUCAAAGAAAACCAUACAGGCCCUCCAGUUGGGAAGCUUUGGUCACAGAUGUUUAA